AGACAGCGAGAUGACAGAAAGAAUACUGCAGCAUAAGAAUUGGCUGUUCCUCAGCAUUUAAUGCCACAACCCAAGAGAGUGGAUUUAAUUUUUAGAAACAGGAAUACAACCUACCAUUGCUAUGGUUGUUUUGCUCCGAUGCUGCCUGGUGAGGAGGCGGCAGCUGCUGCAGCUGGUCUUUCUCUGCAUGGCUUCAGAGGUGGGGAGUGGCCAGCUCCAUUAUUCAGUGCCUGAGGAAUCCCAGCAUGGCACCUUUGUGGGCCGCAUCGCCCAGGACCUGGGGCUGGAGGUGGAUGAGCUGAUGCCUCGGAUGUUCCGGAUGGAGUCCCAAGGCCACGGCAACUACUUAGAGGUAAAUGUGCAGAAUGGGAUCUUGUUUGUGAAUUCCCGGAUAGACAGGGAGGAGCUGUGUGCCAAAAGCCCUUUGUGCUCCAUUCACUUGGAGGUGAUUGUAGACAAGCCUCUAAGAGUCUUCCAUGUAGAGGUGGAGAUCAAGGACAUAAAUGACAAUGCUCCAGCAUUCCCACAAAAGGAACAAAAUGUCUUUGUUUCAGAACUGAGAACGCCAGGCUCAUUUUUCCCACUGGAGGGAGCCUCUGAUGCAGAUAUCGGUCCAAACUCUCGCCUCAGCUAUACGCUCAGCCCCAGUGAAUACUUUUCUCUAGAUGUUCAGAGGAAAAAUGAUGAAAGCCAGUCAUUAGGACUCCUUUUAAAGACCCCUCUAGACAGAGAGGUCAAGGCUGUGCAUCGUUUGCUGCUCACAGCCAUUGACGGGGGGAAGCCAGAACUUAGUGGCACAGCACAGCUGGUGAUUUCUGUGCUUGAUGAAAACGACAAUGCACCUGCCUUUAAUCAAUCUGUUUACAAAGUCCAAAUGACAGAGGAUGUUCCGAGUGGGACAUUAGUGAUUAGACUGAAUGCCACAGAUUUGGAUGAAGCAGUCAAUAAGGAAAUUACAUAUUCAUUUCAGAACCGUGUGCCUGUUAAAUUAAAGAACAUAUUCACCUUAGAUUCCAUAACAGGGGAAAUAAGAACAAAAGAAAAACUUGACUUUGAAGAAAAUCAUCAAUAUGAGAUUCUGGUACAAGCUAGUGAUAAAGGAAGCAACCCAAUGACGGGAUAUUGUAGUGUUGUGAUUGAUGUGCUGGAUGUCAAUGACAAUGCCCCUGAGAUGCUACUGAAGUCUCUGUCAGUGCCAGUCCCAGAGGACUCCCCACCUGGAACGGUGGUGGCCCUGCUCAGUGUCUCAGAUAGGGACUCUGGGGCCAAUGGGCAAAUGAGUUGCUCCCUGCAUCCUCCUGGGCUUCCUUUCAAGCUGGUGUCUACCUUCAAGAAUUACUACUCUCUGGUUGUGGCUGAACCUCUGGAUCGGGAGCAGGUGGCAGAAUACAAGGUGGUUGUAACAGCCCAGGAUCAAGGGGCUCCAUCACUGUCAACAACCAGUAGCUUGGUGGUACCCAUCAGUGAUGUGAAUGACAAUGCGCCCACAUUUCCACAGUCCUCCUACACAGUCUUUGUGAAAGAGAAUAACCCUCCGGGUGCUCACAUCUUCACUGUUUCAGCUUCAGAUCCGGAUGUGGCUGAGAAUGGCCUGGUCAGCUACUGGCUGGAUGAGAAGCUCUGGCCGCUGUCCAGCUACAUCUCAGUGCACUCGGAGAGUGGGAAGCUCUAUGCCCUGCAGCCCUUGGACUAUGAGGAGAUGAAGCUGCUGGAGUUCCAAGUGAGAGCCAAGGAUGCUGGGCUGCCCUCCUUAUGUGGCAAUGUGACAGUGCAAGUCUUUGUGGUGGAUGAGAAUGACAAUGCCCCUGCAGUGUCUGGGCCUUCAGAAGAGGCCCCUGUCCUGCUGGUGAUCCCUGUGAUGGCAGGACAUCUUGUGGGGAAGAUCCGUGCCCUGGAUGCUGACUCAGGCUACAAUGCAUGGCUGCGCUAUGAACUACCUGAGGCGACCAAUGGUCCAUGGAGGGUGGGGCUGUACAGUGGUGAGAUCAGCACCACACGUGUCCUUGAUGAAGGAGAGAGCAGUGGUAGGAGCCAGAAUCUGCUGGUUUUAGUGAAGGAUCAUGGCAAGCCAGCACUCUCAGCCACUGCCACACUAAGUGUGUCCUUGGUGCCAAAUGCUCAGGCCAGUAAAACUGACACCCACCUUUCUAGAACAGGAGGGGGCCAAAAGCCUUUGGUGGACAAUGUCAAUGUCUAUUUGAUCAUCGCCAUCUGCUCUGUGUCCAGCUUGUUCCUGCUGGUGAUCAUAGUUUACAUGGCCCUGAGAUGCCAGAGCCAGGCAAAAGAAGCCAUGACUUAUGGUCCUGGCACGGCCACAUUGGUGUGUGCCAGCGAAGUGGGCAGCUGGUCGUAUUCGAAUCGUCACAGCCAUAUCCUGGCAGGAGUAAGUGGUGAGCCUGGUAUCAAAAGCGACCUCAUGGUUUUCAGCCCCAACAUUCCUCCUCCUCCUGGCAGUGAGAAACAGGAACAAAUACUUUGUGACACAUCAGUACAGCUGCAUUUGAAACAAAUAUUCGAAUCUCAUCUCUCUAUGGUUAUUAUGUGGAUAGUCUCCUUGAGAAGGAGGCUGCUGCUGCAGCUGGCUCUGCUCCACACAGCCUGGCAGGUGGGGAGUGGCCAGCUCCAUUACUCUGUGCCUGAGGAAUCCCAGCAUGGCACCUUCGUGGGUCGCAUAGCUCAGGAUCUGGGACUGGAGGUGAGUGAACUGGUGCCUCGACUGUUCCGGAUGGAAUCCCAAGGCCGUGGGGAAUAUUUCAGGGUAAAUUUGCAGAAUGGGAUUUUGUUUGUUAAUACCCGGAUAGACAGGGAGGAGUUGUGUGGCAAGAGCCCUUUGUGCUCUAUUCAUCUGGAGGUGAUUGUGGAUAAACCCCUGAAGGUCUUCCAUGUGGAAGUGGAGAUUGCCGACAUAAAUGACAAUGCUCCUGCAUUCUCUGUUGCUGAGCAAACGUUGGUUAUUGCAGAAUCAAGACUGCCACAUUCUCCUUUCCCACUGGAGAGUGCUUCUGAUGCAGAUAUUGGCACCAAUGCUUUGUUAACCUAUGCAAUCAACCCAAAUGAUUAUUUCAGGCUGAGUGUAGUAACCAGUGAAGACCAGAGUAAAUCUGCUGGGCUUGAAUUAAAGAAACCGCUGGAUAGAGAAGACAUCUCUGUACAUCAUUUAUUACUUACGGCUACAGAUGGGGGCAAACCAGAACUCACUGGCACAGUCCAGCUGGUGAUAAAUGUGCUGGAUGUAAAUGACAAUGCUCCAUUAUUCAAUCAAUCUGUUUACAAAGUCAGGUUGCCAGAGAAUACAGCUAAUGGGACACUUAUAAUUGCACUCAAUGCCACAGACUUGGAUGAAGGCAUUUUUAAAGACGUUGCUUAUUCUUUUAGCAACCUUGUUUCUUCUAAAGUUAAACAUUUCUUCCAAAUAAAUGAGCACACUGGUGAAAUCAAGGUUACAGGGCCACUGGAUUACGAAGACAUUAAUUUGUGGGAAAUUCAGGUUGUGGCAGAAGAUAAAGGGAAUCCUCCUUUAGCUGGACGCUGUAAAGUUGUGAUAGAAAUUCAAGACAUGAACGACAAUGCCCCCGAGUUGUUGCUGAAGUCCUUGUCAGUUCCAGUACGGGAGGACUCCCCGCUUGGGACAAUGGUGGCCCUGAUCAGUGUGUCAGACAGAGACUCUGGAGCCAAUGGGCAAGUGAGCUGCUCACUGUGGCCUGCUGAACUUCCCUUCAAGCUGGUAUCCAACUUCAAGCAUUACUAUUCACUGGUGCUGGAGGCACCCCUUGAUCGGGAGCAGGUGGCUGAAUAUGUGCUAGUAGUGAUGGCUCGAGAUGAAGGAACUCCAUCACUAUCAGCUAGUAGCAGCCUGGUGGUGCCCAUUGCGGAUGUGAAUGAUAAUGCACCCACUUUCACACAGCCCACCUAUACUAUCUUUGUGAAGGAGAACAACCCACCUGGUGCUCACAUCUUCACUGUGUCUGCCUCAGACCCGGAUGUGGCUGAGAAUGGCCUGGUCAGCUACUGGCUGGAUGAGAAGCUCUGGCCGCUGUCCAGCUACAUCUCGGUGCAUUCGGAGAGUGGGAAGCUCUAUGCCCUGCAGUCCUUGGACUAUGAGGAGAUGAAGCUGCUGGAGUUCCAAGUGACCGCCAAGGAUGCUGGGCUGCCCUCCUUGUGUGGCAAUGUGACAGUGCAAGUCUUUGUGGUGGAUGAAAAUGACAAUGCCCCUGCAGUGUCUGGUCCUGCAGAAGAUACUCCUGCCCUGCUGGUGGUCCCUGUUGCAGCUGGGCAUCUUGUGGGCAAGGUCCGUGCUGUGGAUGCUGACUCAGGCUACAAUGCAUGGCUGCGCUAUGAGCUGCAUGAGACAAACAACAACAGCCCCUGGCGAGUAGGGCUUUACAGUGGUGAGAUCAGCACCACACUUGCCCUGGAAGGGCCAGAGUAUGGUGUUAGCCAGAGCCUGUUGGUGCUGGUGAAGGACCAUGGCAAGCCUGUGUUGUCAGCCACAGCCACCUUGAGUGUGUCAUUAGUGGCGAGUGCCCAGACUGUUCAGGCUGAUGACCGCCUUUCCCGGAUGGGAAGUAGCCCAAAGCCCCUGGCGGACAAUGCCAAUGUCUACUUGAUCAUCGCCAUCUGCUCGGUGUCCAGCUUAUUCUUGCUAGUGAUCAUAGUAUACAUGGCUCUGCGAUGCCAAUGCCAGGCAAAGGAGGCGAUGACGUAUGGUCCUGGAACUGCCACACUGGUGUGUGCCAGCGAAGUGGGCAGCUGGUCAUAUUCCAAUCGCCACAGCCACAUCCUGGCAGGUGUGGCUGGGGAAGCUGGUGGCAAGAGUGACCUCAUGGUUUUCAGUCCCAAUGUCCCUGUCUUUGCAGUGAAUGGGGAAGCAGGAAAUGCAAAGGAGCUGGUUCCCAAUUCAUCUGGAGAGCCAAAACCACCUAAUCCUGACUGGCGUUAUUCUGCAUCCUUAAGAGCUGGAAUGCAAGGUGCUGUGCACAUGGAGGAAGCAGCAGGCUUACGUGGAGGACCAGGAGGACCUGAACAGCAGUGGCCAACUGUAUCCAGUGCAACAACAGAACCUGAGGCUGGCGAGGUGUCCCCCCCAGUGGGAGCUGGCGUGAACAGCAACAGCUGGACCUUUAAAUAUGGACCUGGCAACUCCAAGCAGCCUGGGCCCGGUGAGUUGCCAGACAAAUUCAUUAUCCCAGGAUCUCCUGCAAUCAUCUCCAUUCGACAGGAUCCACCAAACAGCCAAACUGACAAAAGUGACUUCAUAACCUUCGGCAAGAAGGAGGAGACCAAGAAAAAGAAGAAAAAGAAGAAGGGAAACAAGGCUCAGGAGAAAAAAGAAAAGGGCAACAGCACCACUGACAACAGUGACCAGUGAGGGGUUUAUACAGAACAAUCUACUUAGCCAAUUUUUGUAAUCAUGGAAGAUCUCUCCUAUGUAGCAACUCCCGACUUCUUCCUACUGUUAACCAAUUUCCUGUAUGUGCAAGACUUCAAAAAUCCACAGGGAAUUCACAAUUUCUGUCUAGAUUGCUUAACAGGUUUUGUCUUGAAAGCUUUAUUAAGCCUGGUGUUAACUCUUUUUCUCCACUCUGGCUUGUUUUCAGAAUCUAAAAAGCAGACACAAGUUUCUUUUCUCCUACGCCGAAAAGGAGACUCUUCACAAUACAGCCAGUGAGAGGUUGGACUCUUUGCAUUGUGGUUCCUGUGAUCCUGUCUUGAUGACACUUAUAGGGGGGAAAAACAUUUUUGGUAUUGUGCACCCUGUAUCUGAUUAGAAACUUUUGUGUGCUGAUUAUUGGCUAGAUGAUGCAAGAUCAAAUUAAAAUGUCACAAGAAGAGCUUGUAAAACAUGAACAAAUGAAGUUCCUUGUGAAAUGUGCAAUGCUGAGUGGCCUGGGGAACUAUCUUACAAUUUGCAAUUAGAUUUUUCGUAAUACACCAAAUCUAGUGUGUAGUCCGCUGGAGCUUUUAUAUAUUUUAUAUACACACUCCAGCAAAGUGGAAGGCUCACUUGGCAACUCUUAUGAGAUACCAUAAAGUAUAUCUUCCUCCAAGCCAUUGGCCAUAUCGCCACAAUAAGGCCUUUGUUCUCCUUGCAAGGAUGUCCCUCAGGGAACGUCUGCAUGGCAACCUCUCACACUCUUGGCUCAGUGCUUUAGUGCUAACAGGAAGUGCGGGAGAUCUCUCUCUUAAAAACCCCAACAGGAACGUUGGGGAGUGGGAAUUCCCUUGCUCACAUCUUGUACUCAGCUGUGUAGACAGACAGCACUGGGGGUCCUGCAACCCAGACCAUGGCAUGUGUGUACCACAGGGAGUUGGAUGUCCAUCCAGGGCACAUCUGAUGCCUUUUGAAACCACUGUGCAGACAUGCCCUCAGAGUUUAACAAGGGAAGGAAGGGCUGACAUCUCAGGAAUGUAACGGACUGUGAUGUUUCCUUUAUGUCCUUGUUUCCACUCUAUUUAACAUUCUUUUGCACAUAAUGUCUCUGAAAAGGUCAGAGUAUUUUCCAUAACACAUAUGCAAAAGUAAGGACAAAACAAGAAAACAAGAAAAACCUUAUCUAUGCUAAUUGUGAUUUUAUUUAUAAAGGGAAAAUAGCUGUAGGUGAAAAAGAUAUACGAUGUCCUUUAACCCAAACUGAAGUAAAUUUACAGCCAUCAGAAAAUAUAAUUGCUGCUAUUGAAGUGCUUUAGAAAAAAAAAUUGCCUGAAACAUCUGUAUUAUAUCUGCCAAUCACAGCUUUAUUCUGUCAGGUCACUGGGUGGGGUGGGGGGCUGCCUCUUGCAUGCAUUAAGAAAUACAAGAUUUUCUCUUUCUCUUUUUGCAUUCUUUACUCUGCACUUUGAGUACACAACAUUUGCAAACAAAUUUUCAUCAGAGGAAGCGGAAGCAAACCCUUUUUCACACAAGCAGAUCUACUAACCUGCUAGCCCUGUGCAGUGUUUUGGUGUUAUUAUCUCCCACAUGACCUCCUUGGGUUUUAGUUUUACUUCUCGAUGAGUUAAUACAUUUCUGACCCUACAACUAACACUCAUUAUGUAAAAUUCAAGUACUGUAUGUAUGCUAUACGCUCUUAUAAGUAUCCUGAAAUAUUUAUUCUGUGCUUUGUGUAUGUGAAUGUCAAUGCAACUAUUACCUAGCGUGGACAUUAAGCUUUACUGUUGAAUGUAAAUCCAUUUUUUUUUUGUACGCUUGUGAAAAAGUGUAGUGUUAAUAUUUUUAAGCCACUGUUAGUUACCAGUUUUUGUGUAUGAAUUGAAACACAAGUAAAAUAUCUUUCUUAAAUCAAGAAAUCAGUACAUCACAGGAUAUUAUUUCAGAAGUGGGAGUGAGGGGACUAUGAAGCAAUGUAGCUUUGCCUCCUAAAAAGCAAAUAUACAGCUGAGAUUUGGACUGAAAUUGUACUAGACACAAAACUAUUCUGUGUAUUAAGCAGCAUAGAGGCUGUCAAGGAGUGCUAGAAGAAGAAAUGUUAAAUAUUGGAGGGUAUGCCACAAGGCGACUUGAGGAGCUUUCACACAUUAAGGCAUUUAUAGGCCCCUCUUCUAUUACUCCUUUUCUAUGUAAAUCGCUUUGGGAUUUUGUUGUUGUUGAGAAGUGGUAUAUAAAUAAUAGUAGUAAGUAAGUAUUGUAUCCUCCCCAUAUGACCUAAGAUGUUUUUUGAAGUCAAAGAAGCCUCAUACGUAACUUUUGACACAGUGCAAGGAUCUGCAGUUGAAAGUGGAAAUCAAGAAACUGGCUAUUAUUUAUUCUUCAACGUUUAUGUUAUUCUUUUCAAUUUCUUUAAAAAAAAACUAUCAAAGCCAUUUACAUAGCAAACUGAGUAAGAAAAUGGUUCCUUGUGUCCCAAAGGAGCUGACAAUCUGCCAUCUACAAUGAAAGACUAGGGAGACGCCAGCAGGAGUCACCUGAAAAGCUGCUGUUUUGGGCCAAAUAGGGACAGUUGUUCUCCCCCUGCUUAAUAGAAGAGAGCCACCCAAAAGAGAGCCACCCACUCUUUGGCAGACAGAAGGGGGCUGACUGUUCUGUAUGUGCAUGGGGAUACCAGAUACUGGCCCAUCGCUCAGAGGGUUCUGUAAAUGCAAACUCUGUGUGAUAUGAGAGUUCUUAAAGUAUUAAUGCUCACUCUAAUCUUUUAUUAAAGGGAAUAUAUUGAAUACUUGUAAAAUGGUUGAAUAUGA
Hemicordylus capensis (graceful crag lizard) is the source of this 8175-nucleotide messenger RNA. RefSeq names its product protocadherin alpha-5-like. Gene Ontology annotation, cellular component: plasma membrane. The coding region runs from base 122 to 5368 and encodes 1748 amino acids. Lineage: Eukaryota; Metazoa; Chordata; Lepidosauria; Squamata; Cordylidae. The transcript has 5 exons. Gene Ontology annotation, molecular function: calcium ion binding. The record is from RefSeq and is a predicted model, not a curated record. Gene Ontology annotation, biological process: homophilic cell-cell adhesion.